AUGCAAGAGGUGGCGGUGGGGAAUUACCGAGCGUUCAUCGCCGCUUCGGACGCGUUGCUGGUGAUUCGAGACGAAGUGUCCUCCAUUGACAAGCAUCUUGAAUCUCUGAUAUGGGAGAUCCCAAAGUUGACGAGUGGAUGCACUGAGUUUGUUGAAUCGGCGGAAGAGAUUAAGAGGAAGAUGAACCAGACGUUGCUAGCGAAUCACAGUACAUUGCUCGACUUACUUGAAAUUCCGCAGCUUAUGGAUACAUGUGUGAGGAAUGGAAAUUAUGAUGAAGCUCUUGACUUAGAGACGUUUGUUUGCAAGCUUUCAACCAUGCACCCCAAGUUGCCCGUUAUACAAGCUCUGGCUGCAGAAGUCAGGCAGACCACCCAAUCUCUUCUUUCUCAGCUUCUUCAGAAACUUCGCUCAAACAUUCAGUUACCUGAGUGUCUCCGCAUUAUUGGAUAUCUACGUAGAAUAGGGGUAUUUAGUAAGUAUGAAAUGCGUCUGCAGUUCCUGAGAUGUCGGCAAGUAUGGCUUACUGGAAUUCUUGAGGAUUUGGACAAGAGGAACGCUUAUGAGUACCUGAAGGGGAUGAUUAACUUCCAAAGACAGCAUCUAUUUGAUGUUGUCAAUCAAUACAGAGCAAUAUUUUCUGAUGAUACAUCAGGCAAUGAAGAAAAUCAUGAUGGCGGUCUUCUGUUCAGUUGGUCUAUGCAUCAAAUUACCUCACUCCUUAAGACUCUGAAGAUUAUGCUUCCAAAAAUAACUGAAGGCGGAUCACUGUCGAACAUUUUGGAUCAAUCCAUGUAUUGUGCUAUGGGGCUUGGUUGGGUUGGGCUAGAUUUCCGGGGACUGCUACCAUCACUUUUUGAAGAGGCAGUUCUCAACUUGUUCACAAAAAAUAUGAGUACAGCAGUUGAAAAUUUUCAGUUGGUCUUGGAUUCACAUCGUUGGGUCCCACUACCAGCAGUUGGUUUUCCAGCAAAUAGUGUUAAUGAUGAAAGUCUGGAUGAUGUAACUCCGCCAUCUUAUCUUAUGGAACAUCCACCUCUUGCUGUUUUUGUUAAUGGUAAAAAGUAACUUAUACUCUUUUCUUUUUAUGGUCUCUAGCAUCGAUUUCUCAGAGGGCACGCUGGAGUUUAGCAUAUGAUGGGAUAAUUGUUGGUUGUUGUUUAUGAUAAUUUGAUUAAUAGGGGAAGAUUUGAAAGUGCAGUUUCUAUAUGUGAAAUUUUGGUCAAGUUUCCUUAAGGAAAGUGCUUGUGAUACUAUAGAUAUUUGUUUCUAACCCAUGCUCCAGAUUUGGUUUCUUUUUUCUUUCUGGUUCUUAAAUAGAGGUAUGAUUCAUUGGAUUGGAGAAGCUACAAGAGCUUAACUUGUCUUCCAACCUGUUGGAGUCAGUGUCUGACACCAUUGGACUGCUGCAAAAUAAGGUUGUAGGUGUCUUUGGCAACAAGCUUGCUGCUCUUCUUGACUCUUAUUUGGCAACAAGAUCCUCUAGUUUUGUCUUCAUAUGGUUUAUUUAGGAGACUUCAAUCUUGUUCUUUUCUUUUGCUAUUGUAUAUGGAGAAGUUUAGGCCAUAUGUCCCCUUCUCCCUACUCUUUGUACUGUUUUUUAUCAAUAAUAUUAAUGA
Messenger RNA from Rosa rugosa (rugosa rose), 1619 nucleotides. RefSeq names its product conserved oligomeric Golgi complex subunit 8-like. The record is from RefSeq and is a predicted model, not a curated record. Gene Ontology annotation, biological process: intra-Golgi vesicle-mediated transport. NCBI's taxonomy places the organism in Eukaryota, Viridiplantae, Streptophyta, Magnoliopsida, Rosales, Rosaceae. Gene Ontology annotation, cellular component: COG complex.